CGUUGUGAUAGACGUAACAUUUAAAAAAACGCGUGUGUACCUGAUCCGCGGCCAGUUACGUUUUUUCUUCUGAAUAUUCCAAAGAAUCGUGCUUGUUUUUCACAAUGAUAAGACAAACCUUGCUCUUUUUCAUGACUUUUGUUACCGUUCAGUGGAUUCCCGUGACUAGCAGCUUUGAAAUCGGUGUGGAGUAUAACAUGACAGAGUAUUGGAAAAUGCCGGCCCUAUUUCAGUACGAAAGCAUCGAAGAGUGCCUCAGAUCCAAUCCGGCUGGGGUUUUCUGUGUGGUUAAAAGUGUGGUGAAACCUGACGACCGAUCGUUGAUUUGGAGAACUAUUGAAGAAUAUUCACAAUACCCAUUUCAGCAUCAACAUAGUGUUCUGACCCGUGGUAUCUGUUUGGAGCAAUGCGAAGAAUUAGUGAAAACAUUAUCCGAUCAGCAAAGGGCGCAGUUUUUGCAGCCCAAGUUCGAUGUUCAGUAUAAGUACAUUAUCAAUGAUUGGAUGGUGCCAAAUAUUCAAAAUUACAGACAUCGGUAUAGUACGAUAGUGAAUAUUUGUCAAAACUACCGAAUACAGACUAAGUACAAUAUAAGCGUAUACUCAGAAAUGGAAUAUUGCUCCACAAAUUCGACUAGAAAAACCGAUUAUUUGGAUAUCGCGUUCUUUGCAACCAUUGGAUCACUUUUGCUACUCGCCCUCGCGUCUACCGUCUACGAUUCCUGGCUAGCAAAGGAUCCCAAUCACUAUCGGAUGCCUUUGAAGGGUACAAAGACUAAGCUGCUGACCGCGUUCUCCCUGAGGCGAAAUAUCAAUCGACUCACAUUCAAACUGACUACUGAUCCUAUCCAGCAGGACCUGCGCUUCCUGGAUGCUAUCCGUGUGUAUUUAAUGGCCACCAUAACACUCGCUCACGUGAUUGCAGCACUGGUGAUGACUAGCAGCCAGAAUCCGGAAGCGCUGGAGAAGUUCGGCUCGAACAUAGGAACACAAAUGUUCCCAACACUCGUCCAACUGGAAGUGGACGUGUUCUUGGCCAUCAGUGGUCUUCUGCUAACAGUACACUUCAUCAGAUAUACCGAAAGCAAGCGGUUCAGCAUCAAACCAUUCUGGAUGGGAGUAGUGAAUCGGUAUCUUCGGUCCUUGCCGGUGUAUGCCUUGGUAAUUUUGUUCACCACCUCGAUCUCCGAUCACUUUCAGAUGAAUCCAUCAGCGUACAGAAUCAUACCGGUGGGUAGGACGAUAUGCCGGGAGAAGUGGUGGAUCAAUUUACUGUUUAUCCACAAUUAUUAUCGACCCGAAGAGCAGUGUCUAUUGCAUACAUGGUACAUGGCGGCUGAUAUCCAACUGUUCAUCGUCGGGCUGACGAUGCUAAUGGUGCUGUGGAAAUGCAAUAGUCUGCUGCGACCAAUGAUAUAUUUUCUUCUUGUGGUCGGAUUCAUUCUACCGAUGGUGAACGUGUACUACAACUCAAUGGACGCCAUCAUGCUAAUAAAUAUGAAGUCAAUAGCAUUUCUGCUGUGGUACGAUGAAUGGUUGACGCGAACCUACCAAGCGACGGAAACGCACUGCCUGUGUUACUUUGGUGGGUUGUUAGUAGGGAUCAUCUAUCACAAAAUGCAAAAGGAUGACCAGCUACUGGCAAAAUCAAAGCUGUAUACAAUGCUUCAGUAUAUCACAGUGCCGAUGCUGGUCUUAGUUUGCCUACCGGGUCCACUUUUCCACCUAUUCAACUUUAGCAAACCUUCCGUGUGGAUGUCCAUAUACGCCGGAGUUGUUCGACUGAUCGCAACUAGCUUUGUGAGCGUUGGAUUCUUGCUGCUCAUGUUUGCCCAGCCGGGUAGCUUUUUUGGGAAACUUCGGAUGUCCAAUCUGCUGCAGAAUGCAUUCUAUAGGGUACUCAGUAGGCUGAGCAUUGGCUUCUACUUGAUCCACUUAAUUGUAAUGGCAGCGAUUGUCGGUACCCAUCAUGAAGCUAUGAGGAUAUCGGUUGGGCUGGUGAUCAUCGUGUAUUGUUCAACUGUGUUAAUCACCUUACCUCUAGCGCUAAUGGCAUACAUUUUGGUGGAAAAACCUUUCGAUAUUAUAUUUAAACAUCUGUUGGGCGGUGGAACGAGAGAGGAAGAGAAAAAUGAUGCGAUAAUCUCACGAACUAUAUGCAGCAAUCACACUGACAUUCCCAAACAGUUAAACAUCAUUCCCGAGCAUUCUCUUGAGAUACGAAAUAAGCUUAAAGAGUAAAGGAUGGACUGUCAUCAACCAAUAUCGCAAUAAAAUACCUACUAUUGGUGAUGGGACUAAAUGCUCCCCUUUCGCCAGUGUUUCCGAAUAAUUCGAGAUGCGUGCCAUUCGGAGCCAUUAUUUUUCGAAGGUGUCGUCUCAUCAGUAUUGCUGUACCUGGAGACUCGUAGAUAGCUUAGUAAUUGAAGAUGGAUAUGUAAGCUUCUACGGUACUUUGAAGUAGAUGGCGAUACAAUAAAAUGUCAAAGAAAGUGUAACAAUACUUCCCCUCAGUCAGGUAGCAAUUUUCAGAUUUUUUUUAAUUGUUUAUAAAG
This is a messenger RNA of Topomyia yanbarensis, 2554 nucleotides long. RefSeq names its product nose resistant to fluoxetine protein 6-like. The transcript is spliced from 12 exons. Gene Ontology annotation, molecular function: acyltransferase activity, transferring groups other than amino-acyl groups. The coding region runs from base 105 to 2240 and encodes 711 amino acids. NCBI's taxonomy places the organism in Eukaryota, Metazoa, Arthropoda, Insecta, Diptera, Culicidae. The record is from RefSeq and is a predicted model, not a curated record.